Messenger RNA from Dromaius novaehollandiae (emu), 3544 nucleotides. RefSeq names its product alanyl aminopeptidase, membrane (gene ANPEP). Bases 289 to 3186 code for a protein of 965 amino acids. NCBI's taxonomy places the organism in Eukaryota, Metazoa, Chordata, Aves, Casuariiformes, Dromaiidae. Gene Ontology annotation, biological process: peptide catabolic process; proteolysis. The transcript has 20 exons. Gene Ontology annotation, molecular function: metalloaminopeptidase activity; peptide binding; zinc ion binding. The record is from RefSeq and is a predicted model, not a curated record. Gene Ontology annotation, cellular component: plasma membrane; cytoplasm.
GUGCCCGGGAGGAACCCAGGAGUCCUGGCCUGCCGCCCGCGCCCGUUCGCCCACCGCCGUCCCUCCCGGUGCAACCCCGGCCGCAACAACACUGCGCUGCACGUUAACGCCGCGGCGAGGCGAGUGCGCGGAGAGGGAGUUCGCGGGGGCUGUCACCCCCCCCGAGCCUCAUGGUCGUUUAAUACUUCACCCAUUAACCUGGACUAAUAAACCCUGCGGGAGCGAGAGGCUAAAAGCCGUGCCAGGCGGGCAGAGCCUCCUUCGCAGCGCCGCUCCCGCAGUCCCACCAUGGCUGCGGGCUUCUUCAUCAGCAAGACCGUCGGCAUCGUGGCCAUCGUGCUGGCCCUGGGCGCCGUGGCCACCAUCAUCGCGCUCUCGGUGGUGUACGCCCAGGAGAAGAACAAGGCCUCGGGCUCCGACGCCACCUCCACCACCACGGCUGCCUCCUCCACCGCGGCCGCCCCCGCCACCACGGCCGCCGCCAGUAACCUCUGGAACAGCUGGAGGCUGCCCACGACGCUGAAGCCGGAGAGCUACGAGGUGACCCUGAGGCCCUUCCUGACGCCCGAUGAAAACCAGAUGUACGUCUUCACGGGCAACAGCACCGUGGUCUUUGUCUGCGAGGAGCCCACCGACAUCAUCCUCAUCCACAGCAACAAGCUGAACUACACCUUGCAGGGGGGCUUCCACACCUCGCUGCAGGCGCUGGACGGCUCCAGCGCGCCCGCCAUCACCAGCACCUGGCUGGAGACCACCACCCAGUACCUGGUGGUGCAGCUGGCGGCCCAGCUGCAGCAGGGCCGGUACUACAGCCUCUUCAGCAUCUUCACCGGGGAGCUGGCGGAUGACCUGGCCGGCUUCUACCGCAGUGAAUACGAGGAUGGGACGGAGACCAAGGUCGUGGCCACGACGCAGAUGGAGCCAACCGAUGCACGGAAAGCCUUCCCCUGCUUUGACGAGCCUGCCAUGAAAGCCAACUUCUCGGUCACCAUCAUCCACCCGUCCGACCACACGGCGCUUUCCAACAUGCCUGUCAGGAGCACCCAGCAGCUGCAGCUCGAUGGGGAGAGCUGGAACGUCACCGAGUUCUAUACCACCCCCAAGAUGUCCACCUACCUGCUGGCCUUCAUCGUCAGCCAGUUCGAGAGCGUGGAGAACACCUCCGGGGGCGUGCUGAUCCGCAUCUGGGGCCGCCCCCAGGCCAUCGCUGAGGGCCAGGGCAGCUAUGCGCUCCAGGUGACAGGCCCCAUCCUCAAUUUCUUCGAGAGCCACUACAACACGUCGUACCCGCUGCCCAAGUCCGACCAGGUCGGCCUGCCCGACUUCAGCGCGGGAGCGAUGGAGAACUGGGGGCUGGUGACCUACCGGGAGAACUCGCUGCUCUACGACAACGCUUACUCCUCCAUCGGCAACAGGGAGCGGGUGGUGACCGUCAUCGCCCACGAGCUGGCCCACCAGUGGUUCGGGAACCUGGUGACGCUGCGCUGGUGGAACGACCUCUGGCUCAACGAGGGCUUCGCCUCCUACGUGGAGUACCUGGGUGCCGACUCGGCCGAGCCCUCCUGGGGCAUCAAAGACCUGAUGGUGCUCAACGAGGUGUUCACGGUGAUGGCGACCGAUGCCCUGACCACCUCCCACCCGCUCUCCUUCAGCGAGGAGGAGAUCAACACCCCGGACGAGAUCAGCGAGGUCUUUGACACCAUCGCCUACAGCAAGGGAGCCUCGGUGCUGCGGAUGCUCUCCGAUUUCCUCACCGAGGACGUGUUCAAGGAGGGGCUGCAGUCCUACCUGCACGCCUACGCCUACGAGAACACCAUCUACUCCGACCUCUGGGACCAUCUGCAGGCGGCUGUUGACAAGUACAGCGUCUCCUUGCCCACCUCUAUCGGCCAAAUCAUGGACCGCUGGACGCUGCAGAUGGGCUUCCCGCUGGUCACCGUGAACACGCUCAACGGCAGCAUCAGCCAGAAGCACUUCCUCCUGGACCCCACCUCCGUGGUGGACCGCGUCUCCUCCUUCAACUACACCUGGAUCGUCCCCAUCACCUGGCAGACGCUCGGGAGCGUGAAGCAGCAGUACUGGCUGGAAGACGUCUCAGCCACCUACGACGCGUUCAGGGUGAGCAGCCCCAGCUGGCUGCUGCUGAACGUCGGGGUGAGCGGGUACUUCCGCGUCAACUACAACCAGGAGAACUGGGACCAGCUCCUCAACCAGCUCUCCAGCGACCACGAGGUCAUCCCUCUCAUCAACCGGGCCCAGAUCAUCGACGACGCCUUCAACCUGGCCAGGGCCGGCUACGUCGACGUGACGGUGGCCUUGAACACCACGCGGUUCCUGAGCCAGGAGACGGAGUACAUGCCCUGGCAGGCGGCACUCGACAACCUGGACUACUUGGAGCUGAUGUUCGACCGCAGCGAGGUGUUCGGGCCCAUGACGAGUUACAUCCAGAAACAGGUGACGCCCCUGUUCGAGCACUACAAGAACAUCACCAGCGACUGGUCCACCAUCCCCAGCGGCCUGAUGGACCAGUACAAUGAGAUCAACGCCAUCAGCACCGCCUGCUCCUACGGCAUCUCCGAGUGCCAGCAGCUGGCCACCGCCUACCUCGACGCGUGGCAGAGGAACGUCAGCAACAACCCGAUCCCGCCGAACCUGCGCACCUCCAUCUACUGCAGCGCCGUGGCCACCGGCAACGAGACGACCUGGGACUUCAUCUGGGAGCGGUUCCGCGCGGCCAGCGUGGUGUCCGAGGCGGACAAGCUCCGCUCGGCCCUCACCUGCAGCACCACCCCCUGGAUCCUCAACAGGUACCUCUAUUACACCAUCGACUCCACCAAGAUCCGGAGGCAGGACGCCACCUCCACCUUCGUCAGCAUCGCCAGGAACGUGGUGGGGCAGCCCCUGGCCUGGGACUUCCUCCGCAGCAACUGGGAGACGCUUUACGAGUACGGGAGCGGCUCCUUCUCCUUCUCCCGGCUGAUCACUGCAGUGACCCAGCGGUUUUCCACCGAGUUCGAGCUGCAGCAGCUGGAGCAGUUCAAGGUGGACAACGAGGAGAUAGGCUUCGGGACGGCGACGCGUGCGCUGGAGCAGGCGCUGGAGAAGACGAAAACCAACAUCAACUGGGUGAACAAGAACAAGCAGGCGGUGCUCGCCUGGUUCCAGGGCGAGACCGGCUCCAGCUAGCCGCGUCCAGGAGCCGCACCGCCGCGCACCUUCCUCGGGGACCGGCCGCCGGGCCGGCCGGGGCGGCACGGGCUCUGCGGGGGACCGACCCGGCGCUCCCGGACCCGCCGCCCUCGAUGGCCAGGCCAGGCUCGCGCCCGCUCCCCGAUGCCCCCCGCACGCCACGCUCCCGCCGCCCCCGCCCCGGGGUGCUGCAGCCCGGCUGCCCCCGCCCGCGCGAGGGGCCGAGGACGGGCUGACUGCGGGGGGCUGCUGGGGGGGCCCCGCUGCCCCACGGCUGCCGGAGGCUAAGGCACUGCUGGGCUCUGUGAAGGCCCGUGGGAGGUCGUGGAUGCUACAAGUAAAGGGCUGCACGUGA